Molecule: messenger RNA, 927 nt
Organism: Rotaria sordida
Lineage: Eukaryota; Metazoa; Rotifera; Eurotatoria; Philodinida; Philodinidae
Source: the annotation of a GenBank genome assembly
AUGCACACCGUUUUUCGAAUUGAUGAAGUUCGAAAACUUGAUAAGAAAAGUCCACUUUAUCAAGUGGACCUUAAACUUACGUCGGAUGAUGACCAACAACUUCGUCGAUUAACCGACCGUAUACGACAAGAAACAUCGGGCAGCACUGGAUGGGAUCGAGUUGGUCAAUUGCUGCUCAAAAUUGGUCAAUUUGACAAGGCCGAAGAAUUAUAUACAGCACUACUAGGACAGGCAUCCAACGACUGUGCUAAAGCAUAUAUCUAUCACCAGCUCGGAUGGGUGAAACAAGGCCAAGGACAAUACAAAGAAGCAGCUUCAUUUUAUGAAAAAUCAAUCGAAAUCAAUCGAAAAAGUCUCCCGGAAGAUGAUCCGACAUUGGCUGCUAUCUACAACAACAUCGGUCAAGUGUAUAAGGACAUGGGUGACUACUCGAAAGCACUUAAAUUUUACGAAAAAUCACAUCAAAUUGUCGAAAAAGCUGUGUCUCCGAAUCAUCCCAAUUUGGCUACUUCCUACAACAACAUCGGUGGAGUGUAUAACGACAUGGGUGACUACUCGAAAGCACUUGAAUUUUACGAAAAAUCACUUAAAAUAAGAGAAAAAGCUCUGCCUUCGAAUCAUCCAGAUUUGGCUACUUCCUACAACAAUAUCGGUCAAGUGUAUCUGGGCAUGGGUGACUACUCGAAAGCACUUGAAUUUUACGAAAAAGCACUUAAAAUCAACGAAAAAGCUCUGCCUCCGAAUCAUCCCAAUUUGGGUUAUUCUUACAACAACAUUGGUACUACAUAUUUCGGCAAGGGUGACUACUCGAAAGCACUCUCAUUCUUAGAAAAGGCACUUUCUAUCUUGCAAAAAUCACUUCCGUCAACACAUUCUCUAAUUAAAGCAACGAAAGAUAACAUUGAUCAUGUUAAAAAGAAAAUCUAA